AUGAGCCACAUCGUUUUGGACCACCUCUUCAUCAGGUACUUGCAGUCUCACAGCCCACUGCAUCUCUGUCACAGUGGGAUCGGCUCACGGAGUACAUCACCAACUCCUUUGAGCGAUCAGCCAAGAGGCCAUACUAUGUUGACAGCCGCUCUGACAUGGGCAAAGAGAUCUCCAACCUCCUCCGCAUGGACCUUGACAAGAUCCAAGUCGUCUAUGCACCUACCACCAGGAGGAUUCCAGCUAACACCACUGGCUGGGCAACCAGAGCUGCAUACUUGUCCUAUGCAGAUGGCACAAGAGCAAUCGAAAGUGAAGAUGUGGGUGACAUUGUUUUUUCCACGUCAACGGUUCUCCAAGCCUGUCACCUUUGCCAUCUUUGCAUUUGGCCACCGCUGGACUGUCCCAGAUGCUGCAUCAACAUCAAGUACAUCUACAAGCAACUUGGCAGUUCCAGGAUUGGUCACGGACAUCAGCUUCCCUGGAGCCACAGAGAUCGCGCAGGAUGUCAAGCGCGCCAUUGCUCGGCUGCACAUCAACCUCGGGCACCCGACGGCCCAAGAGCUGACACGCCUCUUGGCCUACCAAGGAAAGAUCAGCACCUCAAUCAUCAAGACAGUGCAGCACCUUCAAUGUGCUACAUGUGAACGCCUCCGACUACCUCAACAUCCUCGACCCGCAGCUAUGCCCCGGAUUACUGCUGGCCAGUUCAACGAUGAGGUUCAGAUGGAUGUUUUCUAUGGCCGCACCUUGACUGGAAGCACCUUUGGAGUGCUGGGCAUUGUGGAUAGAGCCACUGGCCUACACCAGGCCGUGAUGAUGGAGGACCGCACCUCGGAGAACAUGUCGUUCACGUUGUUUGAGGAUGCUUGGCUCAGACCAUAUGGGCUGCCAGUGCGCAUCCGUUGCGACCCUGACACCAGCUUCAAAGGCUAUUUUGAGCGGAAGCUGCAGAGCCUCGGUUGCGUGGUGGAGCAUUGCCCCCCUGAGGCCCAUCAUGUGAUUGUCCAUGCUAUGAACAACAUGUGCUUCUCCAGAGGCCGCACAGCUUAUCAGGCAGUUUUUGGCCGUCAACCUCGACUACCAGAUAGCGUGCUGGAGGACGAGACCGUCCUUGCUUCUUCUUCGCAGGUCUACAACCCUGUGGAUGAGGAGACGGACAACCCACCUCUUCGAGCAGAGAUGGCGCGUUGUGAGGCCAUCAAAUGCUUGGCGGAGUUGAAUGCCAGCCAAGCCCUUCGACGGGCACUUCUCCGAAAGACCCGCUCCACCAAGGUCCCAGAUGUCAUGCCUGGGCAACGAGUCGCCGUCUGGCGAUGGCAGAAGCGAGGAGCAAAGAAGAGAGGAGCCUGGACCAUGUGCAGGUUUUUGUCCUGGGACCCUGGCAAUCCUGGCCAUCAAGCUUGGGUUCGAUUGGGCUCGACAACAGUUCUCACCACUGCCGAACAGAUGCGAACAGCCUUUGGCUUUGAGCAGUGGACACCGAAUGAGGAGGACAUCGCAGCCCUCAAGGACGCCACAAACCACUUCCAGGAGAGCCUCAUUGAAGACCAAAGAGGUCCACCACCAAAGGAGACUGAUGAGCUUCCAGCUGUGGACGAACUGGCCGACAACUUUGAAACAGGCACACAAACACCUGCAAUGACUGCAGUGCCACCGACACCAGACCCCAAUGAGUCAGACACCACACAAGGGUCCAGCGACAGUGAACAAGAAAACAACAACAAAGCACACAAACCAAAGGCGAUGACACGCCAAGAGUCCAAGCAACUGGACCGGGAAAUUCCCUGGAGGCAAAUCCUUCAGCUUCCACCAUCGAUGAUCGACAAGUACUUGGCUGCGAUCGAAAAGGAAGCUUCAUCCUGGGAAGAGUGGCGAUCGAUCAGGCCAUUGUCGAGAGAAGAGGCCUUAGCAGUUUACAAAGACAAGAUGCUGCGCCACCGGAUCAUGAGGUCCAGAGCCCUCUACCGAGAUAAGAAUUGUGGACAAGGAGAGCUCCGAGCAAAAUGCAGAGUGGUGUGCCUUGGACACCAGGACCCAGACCUUCAGCAGAUCACCAGAAGCUCACCUACACCAGGACGGGUGACUGAAAUGCUGCUGUAUGCCCUCAUCGUGGCAGGACAAAACAGGGAGCUGUUUGACACCAACCACCUCUGGUUAGCAUGGUCAGGUGAUGCUGCAACCGCCUUUUUGCAAGGUGAGCAGAAGGACAGCGAAAGGCCAGCACCAUUGUACAUGAAGGCACCGACUGACGGCCUCAUCAUGAUGACUUCCAGAUGGAAGUGUGACCUCUACCAGAUCCUUGGCAACGUCUAUGGAUUGGCCAAUGCUCCAGCACUAUGGACUGGCGAGGUCACCAAGCGCCUGACAGGUCUCGGGUAUGUCCGCCACUCCUUCGACCAGAUGCUCUUUUACCUGGUCAAUGAUGCCGAACAGGUGGUCAGCCUGGUCAUGAUUUACGUUGAUGAUUUCUUAGGGCUCCACCGAGAGGAUCAUGACAUUUCCUCCCUGCAGAAGCUCUUCAAGUGGGGAGAGAUCCAAAGCUUCGGCCCUGGCAACAAGAUCACCUUCAAGGGGAAGAGCCUGGAGAUCACAAAGAAUGAGGCUGGCCGCUACGUCAUGGACAUUAGCAUGGAGAAGUUUGUCAGCGGCUUGACUCCAGGAGUGAUCCCAAAAGGGAGGCUGAAGCAAGAUGAGCUCCUGACCAAGGCCGAGUUUCAGGAGUUUCGCUCGAUCUCAGGAUGCCUUCAAUGGGCUGCCACACAAGCCCGACCAGAAGUUGCUCCAGCUUUGUCACUCGCCAACCACGGCGACCUCACGAGCAUCCACGACCUUCGAAGUCUCUAUGAGGCCCUGGCCUACCUCCAAGAAAGCCCUUCAGAGGGCAUCAGGAUGCAAGCUGAGUAUAGAGGGCACUAUAGAGAAAAAGAUUGUAAAGUGUCAUGA
Durusdinium trenchii is the source of this 2943-nucleotide messenger RNA. The record is from the annotation of a GenBank genome assembly. NCBI's taxonomy places the organism in Eukaryota, Dinophyceae, Suessiales, Symbiodiniaceae.